Molecule: messenger RNA, 6627 nt
Organism: Saxophila tyrrhenica
Lineage: Eukaryota; Fungi; Ascomycota; Dothideomycetes; Mycosphaerellales; Extremaceae
Gene: brr2
Product: Pre-mRNA-splicing helicase BRR2
Exons: 1
Coding region: 1-6627 (2208 amino acids)
Molecular function (GO): ATP hydrolysis activity; nucleic acid binding; ATP binding
Source: RefSeq, a predicted model, not a curated record
AUGGCGCAGAAUCAGAAGGGCAGCGACCCUAAUCACCUCUCACAAUACAAAUAUGGCGCUAUGUCGAAUUUGGUCCUGCAAGCGGACCGAAGAUUCGUAUCGCGAAGAGGCGACGAGGUUACAGGUGACCCAGAAUCACUCGCAGGUCGCAUCAACUUGGGCGACAUGGGCUCUCGAACCGCACGAGAAGCGGCGCCCGCCCGCCCUCCGGCGCAAGAACAAGCGCGGAAGAGGAAGCGAACAGAGCCAUUGCAGAGUUCGAGGGCGGCGGGUAUACUGGGCCAAGCAGAUCUUGACAUCGAGGGUCUGAAAUAUCGACCGAGAACGGCUGCGACGAAGGAUGUCUAUGAUCUGAUCGCCACCAAUGUUGCGCAGAAGAUGGGAGGCGACUACGGCCUGGCCAUUACUGCUUCAGCUACGGAUUCGGUGCUGGAGUAUUUGAAGGACGACAAUCUCAAGGACUUUGAUAAGAAGAAGGAGAUUGAUGAUAUUCUGGGAAUCACCCUGUCGAGCAAAGAAUUCAAUCAGCUUGUCAAUUUGGGCAAGAAGAUUACGGAUUACGAUGCGCAGGAUGAAGAUGAGGAGAUGGGUGAUGAGGCCGGAGAAGGCGCAGAUAUUGAUGAGCGCCAAGGUGUUGCCGUUGACUUUGGCGACGAGGACGAGGAUGAGGAGGGUGGCGGAAGAACGUACGAAGUGAGAGACGAGGGGGAGGAGUCAGAAGAUGAGCUCGCCAUGGGGACAGAAGAGGUCGCAGAGGAUGACGCACGGCCACCUCAGGAUGGCGAGGCGGAAGACGAAGAUAUGGAAGAGGACGAUGGCAUGGUCAUUGAGAACACUGCAAGACAACGGAAGAGGGAAGAUCGCGAUCCUAUGUUCGUUCCGGCGCACGAUAUUGAUGCAUACUGGCUGCAGCGCCAGGUAGGGCAGAUCUAUGAAGAUGCGCACACGCAGUCUGAGAAGACUCAAGAAGCUGAUCGCAUCAUGUCUGAGACUGAUGACGCUGGAGAAGAGAAGCCUUUGAGGGAGGUUGAAAACGAUCUGAUGGAGCUUUUCGACUACGAGCAUCCUGAGCUUGUUGGAAAACUCGUCAAGAACAGGGACAAGAUCGUCUGGGUCACCCGGUGGCGGAGAGCUGCUGAGGACGAGUCGGCUCGCGUGGCUAUCGAAAGGGAGAUGGUCAGCGCCGGCCAUGCUGGCAUACUUAAGGAGCUUCGAGGUCGCGAUGAGGCUCCUACGUCUGAGGGCGCAGCAAGGUUGAAGGUGAAGCUGGAUCCGAUGCAAUUGGAUGCGAACAUUCCGGCCAAGGAGGAAGACGAGAAGAAGGAGGGUCUUGUAGGAGGCAUGCAGCCGCGAAAGACGCUCAAUCUCGAAGACCUCAAGUUCGACCAGGGCAAUCACUUGAUGACGAACCAAAGCGUCAAGCUGCCGCAGGGCUCCACCAAGCGAGCGUUCAAGGGUUACGAAGAGAUCCAUGUACCGGCACCGAAGCGCAAGCAGGAGGCCGGUGAGCAACCCAACAUUCCAACCUCUCAGUUGCCAGCAUGGGCACAACCUGGUUUCGGAAACUCAAAGGAGCUCAACCGGAUCCAGACGAAGUGCUACCCUUCGGCUUUUGAGGACGACGGGAAUAUGCUGAUCUGUGCUCCCACCGGCUCUGGCAAGACAAACGUCGCCAUGCUGACGAUGCUGCGCGAGAUCGGGAAGCACCGAGAUCCAACGACUGGUGAUAUCGAUCUGGACAACUUCAAGAUCAUUUACAUUGCGCCUUUGAAAGCGCUCGUGCAAGAGCAGGUUGGCAAUUUUGGCAAGCGACUGGAACCGUACGGCAUCCAGGUAUCUGAGUUGACCGGCGACCGACAGCUCACCAAGCAGCAAAUCGCCGAGACGCAGGUCAUUGUCACGACGCCAGAGAAAUGGGAUGUCAUCACCCGCAAGGCGACGGACAUGAGCUACACUAACCUUGUCCGCCUGAUCUGUAUCGACGAGAUCCAUCUUCUCCACGAUGACCGUGGGCCUGUGUUGGAAAGCAUUGUCAGUCGAACGAUUCGCAAGACUGAGCAGACAGGUGACCCAGUACGGAUCGUUGGUCUGUCUGCCACCCUACCGAACUAUCGCGAUGUCGCGACGUUCCUUCGGGUUGAUCCCCAGAAAGGACUCUUCCACUUCGACGGCUCUUUUCGACCUUGCCCGCUUAAGCAAGAGUUCAUCGGUGUGACAGAUAAGAAGGCGAUCAAGCAGCUGAAGACCAUGAACGAGGUCUGCUACAACAAGGUACUGGAGCAAGUCGGCCAGAAUAAGCAGCAGAUGCUCAUCUUCGUGCACUCCCGGAAAGAGACUGCGAAGACUGCCAAGUUCAUCCGCGACAAAGCGCUCGAGAUGGAAACCAUCGGCCAGAUCCUUCGAAGUGAUGCUGCAAGCAGAGAGAUUUUGCGAGAGGAGGCUGAGCAAGUGCAAAACUCUGAUCUGAAGGACGUCAUCCCAUACGGCUUCGGCAUACAUCAUGCUGGCAUGAGCCGAGCGGAUCGUACUUCGGUGGAAGAACUGUUCGCUGACGGCGCUAUACAAGUCCUUGUCUGCACGGCAACGCUAGCCUGGGGUGUCAACCUUCCCGCGCAUACUGUGAUCAUCAAGGGCACUCAAAUUUACUCUCCGGAGAAGGGCAGCUGGGUCGAGCUCAGCCCUCAAGAUGUCCUGCAAAUGCUUGGGCGUGCUGGUCGGCCACAGUACGAUACCUACGGCGAGGGCAUCAUCAUCACCACACAGUCAGAGAUGCAGUACUAUUUGUCUCUCAUGAACCAGCAACUGCCAAUCGAGAGUCAAUUCAUAAGCAAACUGGCAGACAAUCUCAAUGCCGAGAUCGUACUCGGGAGCGUCCGCACGAGAGAUGAAGGUGUCGAAUGGCUUGGGUACUCGUACCUCUUCGUCAGAAUGCUGCGAUCACCUGCACUCUACCAGGUUGGUGCAGACUACGACGAAGAUGAGACACUCGAGCAGAAGCGAGUCGACCUUAUCCAUUCUGCUGCGAUGGUACUCGAGAAAGCCAGCCUCGUCAAGUACGACAAGAAGACCGGACGCUUCCAGUCGACCGACCUUGGCAGAGUUGCCAGUCACUACUACAUCACGCACAACAGCAUGUUGACCUACAACAUGCAGAUCCAGCCUUCAGUAUCGCCGAUCGAGCUCUUUCGGGUCUUUGCACUAAGUGACGAGUUCAAGUACAUCCCGGUGCGGCAGGACGAGAAGCUCGAGCUCGCGAAGCUGCUAGGACGUGUGCCUAUUCCAGUCAAGGAGACUAUCGAUGAGCCUCACUGCAAGAUCAACGUCCUGCUCCAGGCAUACGUGAGCCGUCUGAAGCUGGACGGCCUGGCGCUAAUGGCGGACAUGGUCUACGUCACGCAAUCAGCUGGACGUAUCUUGCGAGCCAUGUUCGAGAUCGCCCUCAAGAAGGGAUGGGCUGGUGUAGCGAAGGACUCGCUUGACCUGUGCAAGAUGGCAGAGAAGCGCAUGUGGCCGACCAUGACGCCUCUCCGGCAAUUCCCAGAAUGUGGUGCCGACAUUAUCAAGAAGGCUGAGCGGAUUGAUGUGCCAUGGUCAUCAUACUUCGACCUUGACCCUCCUCGAAUGGGCGAGCUGCUGGGCAUGCAGCGACAAGGCAGGCAGGUCUGCGCUAUGAUCGCCAAGUUCCCGCGAUUAGAGCUCAGCGCUCAGGUGCAGCCGGUGACUCGGAGCAUGCUACGUGUGGAAUUGACGCUCACUCCGAAGUUUGAAUGGGAUGAUAGCCUCCAUGGUCGGGCUGAGAGCUGGUGGAUAAUGGUUGAAGACUGCGAUGGUGAAGAUAUCCUCUUCCACGACCAGUUUCUAUUGCGCAAAGAGUACGCAACGGCCGAGAUGAACGAGCAUUUGGUGGAGUUCACCGUUCCCAUCACCGAGCCGAUGCCGCCAAACUACUUCAUCACGGUCACGAGCGAUCGGUGGAUGCACGCGGAGAGCAAGCUGGCACUCUCGUUCCAGAAGCUGGUGCUGCCAGAGAAAUUCCCAGCGCACACGCCCAUACUGGACUUGCAGCCACUGCCUGUCGCCGCUCUCAAGCGACAAGAUUUCACUGAUCUUUACCAAGACUGGUCGCAAUUCAACAAGAUCCAGACUCAAACUUUCAACUCCCUGCACCAGUCGGAUGACAAUGUCUUUGUUGGCUCUCCGACAGGUAGCGGCAAGACUGUUUGCGCGGAGUUCGCUAUUCUCAGGCACUGGACCAAAGCAGACAGUGGCAAGGCUGUGUACAUUGCGCCGUCCCAGGUACAGGUCGAUGCUCGUCACAAAGCAUGGCAGACCAGGCUCAACGCAGUAGCCGGUGGGAAAGAGAUUGUCAAGCUGACUGGCGAGACCACUGCUGAUCUCAAGCUGCUCGAUCGUGGUGACUUGAUCCUAGCGACGCCCACGCAAUGGGACAUGAUGUCUCGGCAGUGGCAGAGGCGAAAGAAUGUGCAGAACACCAAGCUCAUCGUCGCGGACGACCUACAUCUGCUCGGUGGCCAGGGCGGAUAUGUCUACGAAGCGGUCAUCUCGCGUGCGCAGGCCAUUGCCGUCCAGCUCGAGAACGGUCUGCGGGUAGUUGGUCUGAGUGUUUCCUUAUCGAACGCCCGCGACAUUGGCGAAUGGAUCGGAGCCAGCAAGCACACGAUCUACAACUUCAGCCCGAACGUCCGGCCAAUACCACUGAACUUGCAUCUGCAGACGUUCAACAUUCCUCACUUCCCUUCGCUCAUGCUUGCCAUGACCAAGCCGACAUACCAAGCCAUCUUGCAGCACGCUUCGGACAAGCCAGCGAUGGCGUUUUUGCCGAGCCGGAAGCAAGUCAGAGCGACUGCCCAGGACUUACUGGCUGCAUGUGUUGCGGAUGACGACGAAGAUCGAUUCUUGCAGACCGAUCUUGAGCAGCUUGGGCCGGUGCUCAACCGUGUUAAAGAGAAGUCUCUUGCGGAGUCUCUCUCACACGGCAUCGCCUACUUCCACGAAGCUCUGGUGGAAUCGGACAAGCGCAUCGUUGAGAGCUUGUUCACGCAAGGUGCGGUCCAGGUGAUGCUCGUCUCUCGCGAUUGCUGUUGGGAAGUACAGAGCAAUGCCCAUCUGGUUGUCAUCAUGGGCACGCAGUAUUUCGAAGGCCGCGAGCAUCGGUACAUCGACUACCCCAUCAGCGAGGUGCUGCAGAUGUUUGGCAAGGCUGGCAGACCAGGCAGCGACAAGGACUGCCGUGGUGUGCUGAUGUGCCCGGAUGUCAAGCGUAACUACUACCGCAAGUUCUUGAGCGAAGCCCUUCCAAUCGAAAGUCAACUGCAGUCCUACAUGCACGAUGCUUUCGUCACCGAGAUCAGCACCAAGACGAUCGAAUCGACCCAGGACGCCGUCGACUGGACGACCUACACCUACUUCUACCGCCGCCUGCUUGCCAACCCGAGCUACUACGGCCUCUCGGACACCAGCCACGAAGGCCUCAGCGCCUACCUCUCGGAGCAAGUCGAGCAGACGCUCAAAGACCUCUCCGACGCCAAGAUCAUCGAGCUCGACGAAGACGAAGACACCAUCACGCCCCUCAACGCCGCCAUGAUCGGCGCCUACUACAACAUCUCCUUUAUCACCAUGCAGACCCUCCUCCUCUCGCUCCGCCGCACGACCAAACUCAAGGGUAUCCUCGAGAUCGUCACCGCCGCCACCGAGUUCGAAGACAUCCAGAUCCGCCGCCAUGAGAACCACAUCCUGCAGCGCAUCUACGACCGCGUGCCUGUGAAGCUGGGCGAGACGAACUUCGAGUCCCCGCACUUCAAAGCGUUCGUACUGCUGCAAGCGCACUUCUCGCGGAUGCAACUCACCACCGACCUGGCGAAGGACCAGGAAGUCAUCCUGCGCAAAGUGCUCAACCUGCUCAGCGCAUGCGUCGACGUCCUUUCGUCAGAAGGACAUCUGAACGCCGUGUCCGCCAUGGAAAUGAGCCAGAUGACAGUGCAAGCGAUGUGGGACCGCGACUCGCCAUUAAAGCAGAUCCCGCACUUCGACGACGACGUCAUCGAAGCGUGUAAAGCGGCGGACGUGAAGGACGUCUUCGAGUUCAUGGACGCCAUGGAUCCGGCGGAGAAUAAGGGGUAUAAUGCUCUGGUUAAGAGUAUGGGGUUAACCAACAAGCAGCUCGGUGACGCCGCUCGUUUCACGAAUGAGAGGUACCCGAACGUGGAGUUGACGUUCGAACUCGAGGACCCGGACUCCAUCACCGCUGGCUCACCCGCAUACGUCAACGUCACCGUCGAGCGCGACGUCGACGAAGACGCUCCUGAGGAACUGGACCUCACAGUCCACGCGCCCUUCUACCCCGUCCCCAAGACGGAGAACUGGUGGCUCGUCAUCGGCGAAGAAUCCAGCAAAACUCUUUUGGCGAUCAAGAGAGUCACGAUCGCGCGGAAGUUGAGCACGAGGCUGGAGAUGGUGGUGCCGACGGCGGGGAAGAAGGAACUGACGUGUUUUCUGAUGAGCGAUAGUUACGUGGGUGUUGAUCAGGCGCCUAACUUCGAGGUUGAGGUGGGGGAGGGGGAGGAGGAGGACGAUGAGGAGGGGGAGGGGGAUGAGAUGGAGGAGUAG